AUGACGAAGAUGUUCCUCGUCUCGACGCACCUCGCCUACCCCGCGGCGAAGAUCCUCGACGGCUCCUGCGCCGUCGGAGACGGCGCCGAGGCCGCGUUCGACUACCUCUACCCGGGCGUCCCGCCGCGGUCCCGCUCCGUGCACCGCGGCGCGCUCCUGUCCAUCCUCAACGACGCCCUCGGCACGCCGGCCAAGGUCGACGCCCUCGAGCCCCGGCUGCUGCCGAUGCUCAGGUUCGUCGCCGCCGCGGCGCGCGCGCGCUUCGGCUCCAUGUUCGCGCCCGUCGUCAGCGAGUCCAUCACGCCCUACGACCUCCAGGUCAACCUCUGCGAGUGGCGCAAGUUCCGCACCAAGGUCGACCGCAAGCGCCUCUGCCGCCGCGGCGCCGUCCUCGACCGCGGCCGCGCGGAGCGCGCGGCCGCGGACGCGCGCAAGCAGCGCAAGUCGCCGAGCGCCGCCCUCGCGAACGUCGCCGUCCCGGCGUCCUACUACGGCGGCUCGCCCGUCGAGGCGUCGGCCGCGGGGCUGCUCAUGAUGCACGCGUCCUAA
Messenger RNA from Aureococcus anophagefferens, 549 nucleotides. RefSeq lists its product as hypothetical. The transcript has a single exon. The record is from RefSeq and is a predicted model, not a curated record. Lineage: Eukaryota; Pelagophyceae; Pelagomonadales; Pelagomonadaceae. The coding region runs from base 1 to 549 and encodes 182 amino acids.